Messenger RNA from Ricinus communis (castor bean), 1303 nucleotides. Its product is annotated as soluble inorganic pyrophosphatase 4. Bases 219 to 887 code for a protein of 222 amino acids. Gene Ontology annotation, molecular function: magnesium ion binding; inorganic diphosphate phosphatase activity. Gene Ontology annotation, cellular component: cytoplasm. The record is from RefSeq and is a predicted model, not a curated record. Gene Ontology annotation, biological process: phosphate-containing compound metabolic process. The transcript is spliced from 9 exons. NCBI's taxonomy places the organism in Eukaryota, Viridiplantae, Streptophyta, Magnoliopsida, Malpighiales, Euphorbiaceae.
AAGAGAGGUGCUUGCUGUUGCUGCCUCUGCCUGCCCUUCUUUAAAUGGCAAAGUAAGAUAAAGAAAGCGGGAACGCGUACACCUCUUUGCUUCCCUCUAUAUAGCUCAUUUACUUCUCCAUUACUUGUCAAAUAUAUUCUCUCUCUCUCUUCUUCUCCUUCUUCUUCUUUUUUUGAGAUCUGCGUUUACUGUUUGUUUUUCCUCUGAAGGUUUCUUCAAUGUUAGAGGUUGCAGAUAUGGUUCAACCAAUUGAGACUCCAAACAAGGCUCCCGUCACUAAACAGUCGUCUCAUCCACCUCUAAAUGAAAGGAUAAUUUCAUCAAUGAGCAGGAGGACUGUCGCUGCACAUCCUUGGCAUGAUUUAGAGAUAGGACCUGGAGCUCCGAAGAUAUUCAAUUGUGUGGUUGAAAUAGGGAAAGGAAGCAAGGUGAAAUAUGAACUUGACAAGAAAUCUGGAUUGAUCAAGGUUGACCGUGUGCUUUACUCCUCAGUUGUGUACCCUCACAACUAUGGUUUCAUCCCUCGUACUCUCUGUGAGGACAGUGAUCCCCUAGACGUCUUGAUUAUCAUGCAGGAACCAGUUCUUCCAGGAUGCUUUCUUAGGGCUAAAGCUAUUGGGCUUAUGCCAAUGAUUGAUCAGGGUGAAAAAGAUGAUAAGAUAAUUGCUGUUUGCGCUGAUGAUCCUGAGUACCGCGACUUCGAUGAUAUCAAGGAACUCCCACCACAUCGUUUGGCUGAGAUCCGCCGCUUCUUUGAAGAUUACAAGAAAAAUGAAAACAAGGAAGUUGCUGUUAAUGACUUUCUUCCAGCCUCUGAUGCUUAUAACGCAGUUCAGCAUUCCAUGAAUCUCUACGCUGACUACAUUGUGGAGAGCCUGAGGCGGUGAUGUACAGGCAUACAGAAGAGAUAUAGAUCUUGGACUCUGAUAUAUUCUUAUAUAAGAUGCUGUUACAUUAUAAUCUUUUUAUCACCCACAUGUGAAUGCAUUGGCGUCACAGAUGUGUGCUUAAAUAUGGUAUAUUUGCUACAUGGUUUUGUUAUUAUACUCAUACGAUGAUCAGGACGACGACGACAAUAUGAUCAAGUCUGUUAAAAAAAAAACUUACUAUAGCAAUUAUUGGAAAGAGAGUGAAACAUAGCUUUUGUUUCAAUCCGAUUCUUGGUGAUGCUUGUCCUCAUUUUGCCCCAAUUUCUUCCUCUUUUCUUUUUGACUUUUGUUAAUCCUGUAUCUAUUGAUAUCUUUUGUUUCUGAUUUCUUAUUUUUGUCUAAUUCUAUAUGAGAACCUGAUACGUAAUUUUUCA